AUGCUUCUGUGCCAUGGUUGCUGUGAUUGUUGUCCUUUGGGCAUUCUAUGCAGCGUGCUUAUCCCAAAUAAGCCGGCCGAUGUUUCGCGUCUGGAGCUUCACACUGGCCACGCUUGGUUUCGUGCUGUGUACACCACAAGCCUUUGUCCGAAUCAGCGACCCAUCGCUCCUUCCCACAGAGGAUGCUGUCCUUCUCACGUCUUUCGUACUUGGAGACGUGAUGAACCACAUAGCCCUGCUGAUGAUCAUUUACUGGGACAUUUGCAGAGAAUCUGUGAUGUUGAUCUUCGCAUUGGAUCCUGCAAAGCAAACGAAGAGCUUGAGGUUGUCCUUCCGUGUCGGCUCAGGGUUCAUGCUCAGCCAGGUCGCGAUCCUGGGUACGUUUCUGCCGCUUAUGGCGUUCUUGGAGGAGACGUCCCGCAGCCUGGCGAUCAGCAUCUUCUACGUCGGGCAGGUGAGCUUUAUCUUUGGAUUCGCGCCCCCUGUGGCCUUUGGACUCCUCGCCAGGAGUUUGCAGAAGCUUUGGGCCGAGUUACCACCGGAUCUUCCGAGAAGACUUGCCAACCGCCUGCGUUAUGCCCAAUGGGGCCUCUACCUGCUCUUGCUGGUAUGCCUUCUUUACGCACCCUGCGGGCUCCUUCCGUGAUACCCGAGCUGAACGAUUUCGGUGGCUUCAUCUAUACAUAUAUCGUGAUGCUGGCCGCCGGCGGCGUAGUGGUACUAUUGCUGGUUGCGGAGUUGACAGUGACACUACAGCAGUUGCGAAGCAAAGCUCGCCAAACACAGCCUGUUGCUGCAGAUCAGAUGGUCAAGGUAGCACGGGCUGGUGCUGAGAGUCUUCGAUGCCGGGAGGAUCGCCCAACUGGCGUAUACACUCCUGUCUGGCAGCGAGGUCUUGAGCACUCGAUCAUUCAAGGCUUCCUGGAACUGGCUGCGGAGGGGCUCUCAGAAUCCGCGAUUAAGACAAAUGAGGUCUGCCAGCGACAUGUCAAGCCACUGACAGCUCCUGCGGGCUGCUCCGCCUGGGAGGCGCUGGGUGCAGGAUGGGAUUCCUUGACGGUGGACGCUCAUCGACACCCUCGCUCUCAGCACCUGAACACACCGACGGUCAUGGUAAGCCACUGUUGGGCGAGCCCUUUUCAGGAUGUCGUGAAGAUCAUGGGGCGCUACGAUGAGAACACGAACAAGAGUAAUUUCUUUUUCUUUGAUGUCUUCAGUAUGAACCAGCACGACCUGUCCGAUCUUGCUGGACCUGAUCGGAAGGACCAGCCUGGACAAGAUAUGUAUGACGUGAUGCUAGAGGCUCUGACAAACUCGAUCCGCACGCCUCGUCGCGUGUUGCUGGCCCUGACGCCUCACCACGAACCGCAGCUGCUUUCAAGAUCUUGGUGCCUCUAUGAAAUUUAUAUGGCCUGGAAGCUGAAGGCGGAGGUCUCCUGUGGCUUUGUGCCAGCCGGAGAGCAGAUGGUCAUCCAAAGCUUGCAGGAGGGUGAUGUUUUGAUCGAGCAUAUGUUAUCCAAAGUGGAUGCUGAGAAAUCGCAGGCCACUGUGGAGUCCGACCGCCUCAUGAUACUGGAGCUCAUCCAGAAGGAUGGUGUGAGCAAGUUCAACCAGUUCGUGAGGGAAAAGCUUGCGGCCUCACUUCGGGUGGUGGCGUUGACAACGAUGCCAAGCACCACUUCAGCAGACCUGCUGGAUUGGGCCCCGGACAUGCCAGCAAGGACCAUUUCUUGCGACACAAGAAGUCACUUCGCUCGGCUGAUUUCCUUGGAGUCGACGGUCGAUGAGAAUGCGCCGCGGCUUCAGCUCUCUACCGGACGCAUCCUGGGCGAAUAUGUCGGGGCCACGGAGCACUUCAGCUCCAUCCCAUUUGCCGCACCGCCCCUGGGAGAGCGCAGGUGGCGAAAGCCCGCUCCGGUACAACCCUGGCAGGGGGAGCUGGACUGCAGCAGCCACCGGGCUCCGGAUGAUCGCCGAGGGCGACCCGUGCAGUGGGUGGAUCCGAGGUCGACGGAUCGGCUCCCUAACGAAGACUGCCUGUACCUUGACCUUUGGUUGCCCAAGGGCACGGCAGAGAGAUCUGGAAAGCCUCUUCUUCCGGUUCUAGUUUGGAUCUACGGCGGUGGACUCCUUGGUGGCUCCAAGGAUGACCCCGGCUCCUCAGGCCAGUGCUACGCGGAGCAGGGCAUCAUAUAUCUGAGCAUCAACUACCGCGUCGGGGCCCUUGGCUUUCUUUGCCCCAAGGGUGGCGACGCGAACUGCGGCCUCUGGGACCAGGUCGCCGCUCUCCAGUGGGUGCAGAAGGAGAUCCGGAGUAUGGGCGGCGACGCCACGCGGGUGGCCUUGAUGGAUGCAGAUGGCGCUUACUCGCUUACACAUGGCCGCGACCACUACGGCCAGCACUGCGGCCGCGAGCCGCUGGAGGCGAAGCCAUUCGCGGCGUUCCCGGACCUUGAGAACGACUUCAAGAAGGACAAGCUGCUGCAGAGUCGCUACGGCGUCUGUGUGGAGGAGUGCCCCAAGCAGUUUCAGACCAUCCCGGACUACGAGGGUGAUCUGAAGGAGGGCGGCCAGGCUUUGCGGAAGGAGAAGGACUCUCUGCUGUGGUACAUCUCGUUGCCCACCACCCCCAUCGCCGGUAGGUGCAUACCGUACGAUCCGCCACCGGAAUUCACGGGGGCCGUGGAGUUCUGCGCGGACCCACCAUGCCUUGCGAAAGAUGGAGUGCCCGAGAGCUAUCGGGAAGUCUGCGGUUUGCACAAGGACAAGACGGAUCGCUUCUGGCUUCUGUCGAAGGAGGUGGACGACAUCCUCGAAGACGGUUGGAAGAGGGAGGGUGCGGAUGACCAGGUGGUGGCCGCAAGGGUUCGCUUGGCUGCGCAGGACAAGACGGAGCCCUGCAAAGUGAAAGUCUACCGGGACACUCGCGUGCAAACUGCGCCAGUGGAUUCCAGCCUCACUUACAGCCUUCUUACCAAGUACACGGGCCAGAUCUUCGUGUGGUGCAAACGGAUCUAUGAGAAUCGAUGGCUUGUGCUUGGCCUGGGCAUCGGGGGGUCGCUGGUACUCUCGAUGGCUAUCAUCAUGGGCUUCGCAUGCUGCGUGGGCCUCGUCGUGCAUGUGCUCAUCGCGCUGCUUUUCGCAGUCUUGAUUUGUGCGGACUACGUCUUGUUCCGCCAGGCAGGCCUCGUCACUGGGCGGACAGGGAAGAUGAUCCUCGAUAUGCUCCAGAAAGUCACUGAAUGGGACAUGCCAGCAGAGUUGGGAUCGUUGAUCCAGGACUCGACGCAGGAUGAGCAGAUGCGUGAAGUGUACAAGUGGUCGGCCGUUGGACUGUUGCUCUGCAUUCUACUGCUCGCCUGCGCGGCUCUGGCAGCUCGAAAAAACCUCCAAAUCCUCGUCGCGUUGCUGAAGGAGGCCUCCAACACGAUGCGCGAGAUGCCCUCGUUGCUCCUGGCCCCCUUCAUGCUGGCCUUGAGCAUGAUCUUCAUGUCGGUGGUCAUGCUCUGGGUUUCGCUGGCCUUCGCCACAGCCAACGCUUCCGACAUCCCUCGGACCACGGAGGCCUGGCACCUUUACAUCUACCCUGCACUGAAGGCUGCCGGCCUAGCACAGGCAAACGAAAUGACACAGAUGCGCCAGACGGCCCUGGUCUUCAACCUCUUCGUGUUCCUUUUCAUCUACCAUUUCCACGUGUCCCUCUGCAUUGCCAUCACAGCCAUGUGCGUCUCUCACUGGCCGUGGGAGGGGGUGGCGGGAGUCUCGCCCUCGCCCUCACAUUUCAAUCCCGGACUUCGAGUAGAGCGGAAUGCGGGCACAGGAGUGAACUCGGAAGGAUGGUUCUUCGGCCGCCCUAUCCUCUUGGCCUUCUUGCGCCUUUGUCGACACCAUCUUGGCUCGCUGGUCUUUGGCUCCUGUAUCAUGGCCAUUGCUACAGCGCUCCGACUUAUCUUUGAGUACGUCGCCGCGAAAACGAAAGACCAGGAGUCAAACCCGGUGGUGCGCGCUGCCGUUUGUGCGUGCCGCUGCUGCCUGUGGUGUCUGGAGCGGUGCCUACAGUUCAUCACCGAGUAUGCAUACGUCUAUGUGGCAGUGACUGGCAAGACUUUCUGCUCCUCUGCUCAUGCGUCUUUCGUUUUCUUCGCCAAGUACCCAGUGCAAACCGCGAUGGACAAGAUGGCGUCUGCAGCCUUGGGCUACCUGCUCUGUGUGACCGUCCCUCUGGGCCUGGCCGUGGUCGCCUUCCCAUGGCUGUCGGAGGGGUCCUGGCCGCCCUGUGCCAUUGUUAUCAUAGCCCUUGCGUAUGUUACGACUCGCCUGGCGGCUGGAAUCUACGAUGUGUGCAUUACGACUUUGUUCGUCUGUGUGAUGCGCGACUGCGAACAUUACGAUGGCCGCUACAUGAGCAAAACUCUCCGGAGCGCUUGCGGCUUCGGCGAGCUCGCUCGCCAGAGCCUGGCGGCGCGUCAGUCGGCCGUCGAUGGCAUCGAGCUACAGUGA
Messenger RNA from Symbiodinium sp. CCMP2456, 4500 nucleotides. NCBI's taxonomy places the organism in Eukaryota, Dinophyceae, Suessiales, Symbiodiniaceae. The record is from the annotation of a GenBank genome assembly.